AUGACGCGGAUCGCCAUGUCCAAGGUGGUUAAGGUCGACCCCACGACGCUUGACUCGCUCAACAAACUGACUUCCAAUACCAUCGGAAUCAUCAGUGAGACGUUUGGGAACUGCAACGUGCCCAUCACUACCCACCAUCUGUCUCAUCUUGCCCGGGCUUGCCAGCAACAUGGCCCGCCUGCACAUGUCUCGACAUUUCCGUUCGAGCGCGCGAUCAACCAAUACGGCCGCCUCAUCCGCCCCGGUACUCACGACGAAAUUGUUCCCAGACUGGUGGCCAGAAUCGCACUGCAGGUCAACCCUGUGGUUUCCUACGCUCCAGGUCGCAAGUUUGGGGUGCUGACGCGCUUGCGUGUCCCUGAAGAAACGAUGGAAGCCGUCGUGGCGAAGCUGGCCAAUAACGAGCACGACGCUCCUUCUGGCUCGGUCUACACGGAAGCCUCGGUCUCCAAGCGGAUGGCGGAAUUCAAGGAGAAGGCUCAAGCGUUCCAGACACUGACCAUGUCUGUGUGGGGAUCGCGACCCGUUUCGCUCGCCAAGGUUUUGGCGUAUCGACCAAUCAAUCUGGGUUGA
Messenger RNA from Capsaspora owczarzaki ATCC 30864, 573 nucleotides. RefSeq lists its product as hypothetical. The coding region runs from base 1 to 573 and encodes 190 amino acids. Lineage: Eukaryota; Filasterea; Ministeriida; Capsasporidae. The transcript is spliced from 2 exons. The record is from RefSeq and is a predicted model, not a curated record.